Aspergillus sclerotioniger CBS 115572 is the source of this 1539-nucleotide messenger RNA. RefSeq names its product MFS general substrate transporter. The record is from RefSeq and is a predicted model, not a curated record. Gene Ontology annotation, biological process: transmembrane transport. Gene Ontology annotation, cellular component: membrane. The transcript is spliced from 9 exons. The coding region runs from base 1 to 1539 and encodes 512 amino acids. Gene Ontology annotation, molecular function: transmembrane transporter activity. Lineage: Eukaryota; Fungi; Ascomycota; Eurotiomycetes; Eurotiales; Aspergillaceae.
AUGGGCCUCCCGUUCAAGAUCCGAUUGUUCCUGAAUCCAUGGGGGCAAUAUGAGAACUUUGAGCAUCUCCCGCCCGCUCAACGACAUGAUUUCGUUAUCAGUCGACUCGAAAAUGCCCGCAGAAGGGAAUGGUUCUGGGUGAUUCUGGUUGCCGGCAUAGGCUUCUUCACGGACACAUACUGCAUCUUCUCGGUUAAUAUGGUGACCCCGAUGCUCAGUGUAGUCUAUUGGGAUUACCAGCUCAUCUUUGGAAUCGCCGCUGAUAUUUGGGGCCGCCGCAAGAUGUACGGGCUGGAGCUUAUCAUUCUUAUUUUCAGCACCCUUGGGAUGUCUAUGUCGUCCUCGGGCAAGAGUGACUCCAUGUCCAUGAUUGGAGUCCUUCUGUUCUGGCGCUUCUUCAUGGGUCUGGGUGUGGGAGCUGACUAUCCACUUUCUGCUGUAAUCUGCUCCGAGGGUCGGAUGCUAGCAGCCGUCUUCUUCUGUCAGUCCAUCGGGGAAGCAGCAGCAGCUUUGGUCGCUCUCAUUGCCGUUGCUGGAUUCCGUCACAGCCUACCUAAUGAUCCUUACCAUCCGGAUUGCGGAGACAGCUGCACCCGUGACCUCGACAAGAUUUGGCGGCUCAUUGUCGGCCUGGGAGCAGUGCCUGCCUUUAUCGCACUCUGGUUCCGGUUAACCAUCAUUGAAUCACCAAGGUAUACCGUCGAUGUGUUGCAAGACAGCCUGCAAGCUGUCGCCGAUGUCUCUCAGUUCUAUCACCAAGAGAACCUCUCACAGUCAUCUAGCUCGAGCGUAGGUCAAGAGUCACAUGAGCGGGUCGAGUCUAUGUAUAUGCCCUCCCAUGUCGAGGAAGGCCGCAUCAUCUCUCCAGCCCCGUCUCAGCGCCCACGGACGGUAGAUUAUGAUCAUUUCAAGCGCUUUCUGCGACGUGGACACAAUCUGCGCAUUCUUAUGGCUAUUUCCCUGUGCUGGUUCUGUCUCGACUUGCCUUCCUACGGGCUAGGCCUGAUGAAUGCGGACGUCAUCAACGUUAUUUGGUCUGGCAGUCCAACUAGCACCGGUAGCACACUCAGCACCAAGCCAGUCGGAAUAUACAAAUACCUCUUGCGGAUGUCUUGCUGCUAUUCCAAGCCGAGAAAGAAGACAACUCAUGUCAAGAUCGCAGGACCAAACACCAUGACUUACAUCAUCCCUGCCGAGCUCUUUCCCACCCGAUUCCGCUCCACUUGUCAUGGCAUUGCUGCAGCGUCGGGCAAAUUGGGUUCCAUAAUUGCACAAUGCUUCUUGGGGUACGUGAGCUUCGGACACGACGCAAACUGGGAGUAUGUUUCAAACUGGCUAGGUUAUGCUCUCUUGUGUCUGGCAUUUUUCAUGCUGAUGGGUCUCAUCACAACGUACUGGAUUCCCGACACGAGAGACUCCCAGGGGAUCAACAAGUCCCUCGAGCAGAUUGCAGCGGAGAUGGAGCCAGACAGUGGAGAAAUUCCCUUCGAGCUCCGGGACGGUGACGGUUCUAGUGAGCACGCUCAUUUCGAUGGCUGA